ACCUUGGCUUAGCAUUGAUUCAGACUUAGAGAAAGGAGCAGGACCCAGAUUUUCCAGUUCACAGGAAGCUGUUUCCUACCCCCUAUCCUUAAGGGAUAGAGCGAUAACUCUUCUUUCAGAAGAAGUGUCUGUCUUUCUAACAGUGUUUCAAGUUUAUAUUUGAUGGUUCCUAUCAGAUGAGCCUGCCCUUAACAAUUAGUAUUUUCAGACUGUCCUCGUUCAAGUCUGUUCCAACUGGAGUUCUCCAAGUGGCUUUCUCCACUGCCAAACAUUGGAAUUCACAGUAUAAUGGCUGCCCGAUUCUGGGGGACGAGUUCCAAGCACAGCGAGCCCAGCACCAGCCACGCCCCAGGGCUUGGAAACCAGUAUCCCAGAGAUUCACAACUGAGACUUGUCUUAGUGGGUAAGACUGGAGCCGGGAAAAGCUCCACAGGGAACAGUAUCCUCAGAAAGAAAGUGUUUCGCUCUGGCAUCUCCUCAAAAUCCAUCACCAGGACCUGCGAGAAAGGGAGCGGCCCGUGGAACGGGAAGGAGGUCGUGGUGGUGGAUACGCCCGGCGUGUUCGACACCGAGGUGCCGGAUGCUGACACGCACACGGAGAUCGCUCGCUGCGUGCUGCUGACCUCCCCGGGGCCCCACGCUCUGGUCCUCGUGGUCCCGCUGGGCCGCUACACGCCAGAGGAGCACAAGGCCACCCAGAAGAUUCUGCAGAUGUUCGGAUGCGGAGCUCGGAGGCACAUGAUUCUCUUAUUCACCCGGAAGGAUGAGUUGGGGGGCUCUAGUUUCUAUGAUUAUUUGAAGGAAGCGCCCCAGACCAUUCGAGAGCUGAUGGGCCAGUUCCAGGAUCACUACUGCCUGUUCAACAACAGGGCCCUGGGCGACGAGCAGGCGGUGCAGCGGGCACAGCUGCUGCAGCUGGUGGAGCACAUGGUGCAGGAGAACUGCGGGCUCUGCUACACCAGCCCGCCAUUCCAGAGGGCCGAGGAGGAGAUCCAGAAGCAGAUCCAGGAGCUGCAGGAACAUUACAAGGCAGAGCUGGAGAGGCAGAAAGUGCAGAUCAAACUGGAGUACGAGGAGAGAAUCUGCAGCCUGGAGGACGAGCUGGAGCAGCAGAGGAGGCGGGCGCAGAUGGAGGGGGAGCUGGCAGAGAGGGAGAUGGCCUGUGUGCUGCGGCAGCGCGCCGCCAGGGCCCAGGUGGAGAGCGAGCCCAGGGUCCUGGACAUCAUCCUGAGAGCGCUGGAUAUACUUUCCACCAAGAUCAUUUCCCAUGUUCUGUCGCGUCUGUUUCCGUAAGGGUAAACUUAAUGAAAACCCGUCCGUAGUUCCCGCAUAUUCUUGGGGGCUCUGCCCCCACGUAACUCACGCAGAGUGCGCUGGUUUCUGCCCCUCGGGCUCUCGGAACUGGGGAGUGGACUCAAGUUCAAUGUUGCCAAUUGGUAGAUGGUUGAUUAAUUUAACAGGUGAGAGACAAAUUCCCAAUUUAUGAAACUAAAAAGCAGAAAAUACUGAUGCCCCUUACGUUAUUAAUUUUUCCCCAGAGACACAGAGAAAAGAAAUGCAAGGCGUCAAACUUCCUCCAUUUAUCCCGAGUAAAAAUUCCUCCUCUAGAUUCUUUCUAGACUGGAAGAUAAUCUCCCCGCUGUGGCUUCUACUCACUUAUUGCCUUUAGAACCAUAGUGAUCAUUUGCCCGUAUGGUUUGUUAGAUCAGUUCUUCGCACUGUCAGUGAAGAUGCUUAUAAAAGUCUUUCUUGCAUAAAUUUGUUUAAUUACAUUUUAACAGAAGCAUUCAAAUGAUUUCUUAUCAUCUGCCCAUGAAGAAGAAAGAAUUGUCUGGAAAAACAGAUCUAUCUUAACUAAGUGAAAUGCCAGAAAGAGCAAAAGACAGAGAUUCAACAGAUAAGAAUACAAUGUUUGGUGUAUUCAGAGGUAUCUGUGGAAACUUUUCGACCAACCUCAGUGUAACCAGUUCUCUGAUUUUCUUGUGAAACUGGCUGUUGCUUCCCUACCUCCAUCACCCCGCACCUUGAUUGCUCACAGCUUGGCCAGUCAACCACAUGCUGCUCCCCCAGCCCAGUUGAAUUGUUUGCUAAUUGUUACUAUAAUAAAACUUUUUCUGUUCCCUCCUA
Messenger RNA from Manis javanica (Malayan pangolin), 2127 nucleotides. RefSeq names its product GTPase, IMAP family member 4 (gene GIMAP4). The record is from RefSeq and is a predicted model, not a curated record. NCBI's taxonomy places the organism in Eukaryota, Metazoa, Chordata, Mammalia, Pholidota, Manidae. Gene Ontology annotation, molecular function: GTP binding. Gene Ontology annotation, cellular component: cytosol.